Molecule: messenger RNA, 372 nt
Organism: Phytophthora sojae
Lineage: Eukaryota; Oomycota; Peronosporomycetes; Peronosporales; Peronosporaceae
Exons: 2
Coding region: 1-372 (123 amino acids)
Source: RefSeq, a predicted model, not a curated record
AUGAGCUCGAUCCAGCUACAGAACGCGGCGUCUUCUCGCAAGUAUGCCACGUUCGUCGGGGUGCCGCCGGCGUCGCCGACAGUGCCGGAACGACAGUCGGCAUCGCUGCUGUCGAGGCUCUUCCUCUCGUACGCGGACGACAUGAUGCGCAUCGGCAACGCGCGGCAGCUGAACCAGGACGACCUGCUGGCGCUCGACGACGAGAGCCGAUCCGCAGUCGCCUACGCGUACUUCAAGCGCCACUUCGACCGGCACGGCCGGUCGAUCGUCCGGGCAAUUGUGCACGGCUACGGCGGCAGGUUCCUGCUCUUGACGGUUCUCGGAGCAGUCGACAUCUUGGUGGUUGAGUUGGGUGGGGCAAUUCAGAAAUGA